Amborella trichopoda is the source of this 1119-nucleotide messenger RNA. Its product is annotated as putative 6-phosphogluconolactonase 2. Gene Ontology annotation, biological process: carbohydrate metabolic process. The record is from RefSeq and is a predicted model, not a curated record. NCBI's taxonomy places the organism in Eukaryota, Viridiplantae, Streptophyta, Magnoliopsida, Amborellales, Amborellaceae.
GAAGCUCAUCCCAUGUAUUAUCUAUCAUCUCUCAUCUUUUCUCUCUCAAAUUGACCUUUGCCCCACGAUAAAAAAAGUGCUUGGUCUCCGAAAAAGAAACCUAGACGAGGGUUAGAGAGGAGGUAUGGAUAACCAGAAAAGCAGCCACAAUGGAGCAGCACCUCUAGUGAGAGUAUUCGAGAGCACAGAGGAACUCUCAACCGGCCUUGCAGACUACGUUGCUCAAGUCUCUGAAAACGCAGUUAGAGAGAGAGGAGCUUUCGCCAUUGUUCUUUCAGGAGGACCCAUCAUCACUCUCUUAAGUAAGCUAGCUGGGGGACCUUAUAAACAAACUGUGGACUGGUCGAAAUGGCACGUUUUCUGGGCUGAUGAGCGACUUGCGGCUAAGAGGCACCCAGAUAGCAACUAUAGACAGGCUAAAGAUGUGUUGCUUUCCAAGGUCCCCAUUGUUCCCAGUCAGGUGGCAUGCAUAACCGAGCGCACCUUGUCGGCUGAGGAAGCGGCCGAAGAGUACGAGUUCGCCCUUCGGCAGGCAGUGCGCAACCACACCAUCAAAGUCUCCCCUCACCGAGACUGCCCCUGCUUCGAUCUUGUCCUCCUCUGCACCACCACCACCACCACCACCACCACAACAACCUGUUUCCACUCUUCUCCCGACCAUUUUUAUUACCAAGAUUCUACUUCUUAUUCGUCCCAAUGGGUAGUCCACACUGAUAAACACCAUGGGCGCAUCGCACUCACACUACCUGUUCUCAAUUCUGCUGCAAAUGUCGCCGUCAUCAUUGCUGCCACUGGUGGUGUGUCACCUCUCUCUGCUGUAGCGCCGCUGGUCUCCCUGAAUGAGGGGUGCCUCGUGUGGUUUGUCGACCCUGCCGCAGCCCCAUCCAUUGAUGGCCUGCUUGCUUGUUACUCUUCGUAACUCUCUCUCUCUCACGAAUUUUGGUUCAAUUUCUUUUUUCUGUGAAUUUUCUUUUUUGAAUGUUUUUGGUACAAUCUUUCAUUUUGCCAGAAAAGAGUUCAGUAGUUGGGGGUGGGAAACUUGGGAGUUUUUUGUUUGGCGUAUGCGAGGAAAAAAAAUCUUGGAUUGUUUUGUUAGGUGAAUAGAUGGUUGUUUCAGCC